ACAUGUUUUGUUUUGUAAACCAAAACCAUAAAAGCUCGUCUUUUAAGGCUUCUAUCUAAAAAAAACUCCACUCAAGCUCACUCUCAGCUAUUCAAAAUCCCUAUGAUCUGUGUGGUUAGAGCAAAUGGAAGAUUCAUGCAAAAACUGUAGGAACUGGGAAGAGGAAAUCUUUUGGACCCAUUUUCAGUCCAUUCAUUUCUCCCAACUUCUCCAUGGUGAUUUUCUUCAGCGCUUGGAAAUACCGGAAAAUUUUGCUAAAAAUGUCAAGAAAAGGCUUCCAGAAACUGUGACUCUUAAAGGUCCCAGUGGUGUCAUAUGGGAUGUAGGACUGACAGCAGAUGAUGAUGUCUUGUUCUUCGAUGGCGGAUGGACAACUUUUGUAAAAGACCAUUUGUUGAUCGACAAUGACUUUUUGAUCUUCAAAUACAAUGGGGUGUCCCAUUUCGACGUUCUCAUGUUUGAUGGCAAGAGCUUGUGUGAGAAACCAUCUUCUUAUUUUGUGAGGAAGUGUAUGCAUACGGAAUCCCACUGUGAACACCAAACCAAAAGGAAAGCGAGUGAAAAUCCUGAUGAAAUUCUGCACAACUCUUCUCGGUGUGGCCUUGAAAGCAGUCCGGAAAAAUCCACCAACAAUGACACCGACGCCAGGCCAUCCACGAAAGCUAUGGAGUACGCGGCUAGUAAUAAUAAGAAGAAAAUCCAAAAUUCGGAUUCUGGUACUCGGUCCAUCAUGACAAAGAGGAGCCUUGGAGGCAAACAACCUUCUACUUUUCCUGUAGGAGUGAAGGUCGAAAGACUCGAAACUGAUUCGCAUGAUUCAGAGCAUGAACAUACAACAACAGAGUAUGAACACACAACAACAGAUGGCGAUGCCUUCGGCUCAUUGUGGCAUGCAACAGGUAAAAGGGUUGCGACCCGAGCUGAGAAAAUGAACGUCCUUUUAAAGGCACAAGAAGCAGUAACCGAUGAAGGUUUUAUGGUAGUUAUGAAGCCUACACAUGUUGACAGAAAGUUUUAUAUGUCUAUCCCUAUUGCAUGGGUGGUUAAACAUCUCUUUAAAACAAUGACAGAUGUGGUUCUUCGUAUGAAUGAGCGUACAUGGAGGACCCGAUUUUUUUAUCACCGAAAUCGCAAAAACGGAGGGUUUUCAGGUGGAUGGAGGAAGUUUGUGAAGGACAACAACAUAGAAGAACGCGAUGUGUGUGUAUUUGAGCCUGCAAAUAUAGGAAGUAAACCAAUCAUCCUGGAUGUUAGCAUCUUCCGUGUUCUCCCACCUGCAGUUCAUCUGAGACGAGUAAACCAUCCCCCGAGCUCGCCACCGGACAAAGUUGACUUGAACUCGACACCAGACAUAGUCAAGGUAAUCGACGCAUCAUCAUUACGUGCCGGAAAAUAG
This is a messenger RNA of Hibiscus syriacus, 1396 nucleotides long. Its product is annotated as B3 domain-containing protein REM16-like. The record is from RefSeq and is a predicted model, not a curated record. The transcript has 5 exons. NCBI's taxonomy places the organism in Eukaryota, Viridiplantae, Streptophyta, Magnoliopsida, Malvales, Malvaceae. Gene Ontology annotation, molecular function: DNA binding. Bases 125 to 1396 code for a protein of 423 amino acids.